GGAGAGCAGAGCCUCUUCGCCAAUGGCAAGUCCGGUUGCAGACAUAGGACCGUCUCAUCAGCAUCACCCUGUGACAGACUCGGCCGCAGACUCCGCGUUUCAGGAGGCGCAGACAUGGAUAGAGGCUGUGACAGGAAGAUGCUUUGGUGACAAGGAUUUCAGAGGAGGUUUGGAGAAUGGGAUACUGCUAUGCGAGUUGCUGAGCUCUAUUAAACCCGGCCUGGUGAAGAAAAUCAACAGACUUCCAACACCCAUAGCGGGCUUGGACAACCUCAGUGUGUUUCUGCGCGGCUGCGAGGAGUUGGGACUGAAAGGCUCUCAGCUGUUUGACCCUGGAGACCUGCAGGACACGUCGACACGCCCCACCGCCAAGGGAAGUGACUGCAGCCGAAAGCUCAAGAAUGUUCUAAUCACCAUCUACUGGUUGGGUCGUGCUGCCAACAGCUGUACCUCCUACAACGGGCCCACACUGGACCUGAAAGAGUUUGAGGGGCUGCUGUCACAGAUGCGAAAGGAGGCAGAGGAGGCAGAGAGCCCUAAACGCAGCAUCCGAGACAGUGGCUACAUCGACUGCUGGGACUCUGAGCGCAGCGACUCUCUCUCCCCGCCACGGCACGGCCGCGAGGACUCCUUCGACAGUCUGGACUCCUUCGGCUCACGCUCACAACAGACCCCGUCACCGGACGUCCUGGUCACCCGCGGUAGCAGCGAUGGCCGCGGCAGUGACUCAGAGUCCGACGGUGCCCCCCACAGGAAGAUGCCAGACGUCCGUAAGGAUGACAUGUCAGCACGGCGGACAUCCGUCAGCGAGCCACGAACCGCCAUGCCCUUCAAUCAGUACCUGCCUAACAAGAGCAACCAGAGUGGGUACGUGCCCACGCCGCUCCGCAAGAAGAAGAACGACAAGGACGAUGGAGGGCGCAAGAGUUGGAGCACUGCCACUUCUCCUAUAGGGGGAGACAGACCAUUCAGUCCAAAUGAGAUCCCUAUCUUAGACCCCCAAACCAGAGAGUCCCCCACCCCACCCCUCGAACCCCAGAUACAGAUUCAGGAGGAGAACCGGGCUGUUAAGGACGAGGAGGAAGGGGAGCAGACUUGCUCCACACCUUGCUGUGAGAUCCAUGCAACGGGCAUGAGGAGGAUCAGUGAGCCUUUGCCCUGUAGCCUCCCCCAGUCCCAUGCAGAGCCCCCCAUGGAGGCUGUUACUCACCUGAUGGUCACCUCUGAGCAAAGUACUCCAGCUCGCUCGUGCUCAGAGGAGCUCUUCCACCACUCGAUGACUCUAGCCGCGAAAUCUACAACAACCCCCUUGCUUGCAACAAGCCCCGUCAACUUGUCUGGGAAACAUCCACCUGUGACAGAGCAGGAGGAGGCGGCUGUGAGGAAGGAGGGUGCCCUGUUAGUCGCAGACGCAGAGCGAGAUGAGAAGCGGGGCCGCCAAAAGCUUACCUCUCCCAAGCACGUCACCGCUCUGAGUCCCUCCCACUUCCUUCCCGUGCCCACUGCCACGGCAACCACUGCGACAGCAACUACCGGUACAGGUCGACGGAAGGGAAGGGCGCGUAGUGAAAGUGAGGACCCACAAGGAGGGACAUCUUGGUUGGACAGCAGUCAACCAGCAACAUUCAGCCGCACACAUAGUGUGUCAGAUGAUCCACAGAGUGUGAGCAUGAUCGACAUGCGUGGUGAGGAGGAGGCCGUCUUGCAGCCCCACAGUCAGGUGCGUCAUGAGCUGAUGCACAACCAGUACAACAAGAUGAAGGAAGAGGAUGAUCACUGGCAGGAUGACCUUGCGCGAUGGAAAAAUCGUCGGAGGAGUAUUUCCCAGGACCUAAUCAAGAAGGAGGAGGAGAGGAAGAUGAUGGAGAGGGUGAUGUCAGGAAACACCUGUACCACUGAGAGGAGGAGAAGCAUCAAGACUUACAGAGAGAUAGUGGAGGACAAGGAGCGACGUGAGGAGGAGCUGCGGGACGCAUACAGAAGAGCCAGAACCCCAGAAGAAGCAUCAGCCAUCCUCCAACGCUACGCCCAGCGUUUCUCCAUCAGUGACGCAGUCCUUGAACGCCUACAGCUGCCAAAGCUCCUAGACCGCAGCAUAUCUGCCGAUCCCUCCUUCCCUUGCUCACCCUUCCCUCUCUCCCUUUCCCUGUCCCCCUCCCCAACAACCCCAGAUCCCUUCGACAUGGACCCCAACGGGCCCUUGAGGUAUCUGCGCCAGCAGUCCGCCCCGGCUCCAAAGUUCACGUCUACACUGGAGGCACGAAUUGAAGAGUUUCCCAAAGACUCCUCACACCAGCGGCCUCAGAUUCGCUCUCGUUCAUCUGAGCCGCCAACGACCCGAGGCCUGUCGCCCAAACCGGUGCCUUUGCUGAUGCCCAAGCCUUACUUCCAAACUCGAUCCACAGCGGCUGAACCUUGGUCAAGUAAGGUGGAUGGUUUGCUCCGAGUCAACGGUGACAUAGGAAGUGUCGACGCUCCCGCCACACCUAAGAGCCAAGGAAGGGAAUCUCCUCCUCAUUUCGAGGCGUCUCCUUCCGUAACCAUAAACAGCACUGUGGAUGCUCCGUCAUCAGCAGCCUCGCCAACACACAGUCCUCACGCCUCGACCAAAGGAGAAAGCCCAGUGUCGACAAAGGCCAACGAGGAGGCUCAAGGUGUCACAGGACAAACCUCUAAGGACAACCAAGAAGAGAAAGUCACCGAGCAUUCAACACCACCCAGCCGCCCCACCUCACUCCCAUCGGAGCUGCAGAAGCCAGAAGAAAGCUUUGGGAAAUCUGGAAGCCAGUCAGUAGCUGCUCCAGAGGAGGAGAAACCAAAUGCUGCAGCUCAACAAACAUCACCUGAAGAAGCCAAACAAGAAGAAACUGAAAGUGAACAGAUCUCCAACCUUGUCCAGUCAGAGGUCAAUGCACAGCAAAGUCAGCCAGUAACUUUACAGGCAAGUGUUCCCAGUUCCCAGGAGCCUUCACAGGAAAAAGAGAAUGCGCCAAGCUUAGCCACACCAGUAACAUUUGGACAUCACCCACCGAUGGAAAUGACGGCAGAGUUUGCAAACAGUAUCAGGUCUCCGCUGGCAACCAGCAACCCUAAGUUACGCUGGGACUUCUUCGCUCCGCCAGAGGACACAGAGAAGGAUUUCCGUGGAAACGUGUCAGUCCCGGGGUUGCCCCAGGCCAGGCGGGGUGACCGCUGGUCUUGGGACCCGGAUGAGGAGCGAAAGCGUCAGGAAAGGUGGCAGCAAGAGCAGGAGCGCAUGCUGCAGGAGAAGUACCGGCGCGAGCAGGAGAAGCUGAAGGAGGAGUGGGAGAAGGCGCAGAGGGAAGUGGCCGAGGAGGAGAGGAAGUACCACGAGGAGGAGCGUAGGAUACUGGAGGAAACGGUGACGCCUCUGACUCCCCGCUCCUCAGCCCUGCCCUCCCCCAGCCGAGGAGAACUCUCCUCCACCUUGGAGCCCCAGGACACAAUCGUCCGUUCGCUGGCCGACUGGGAACGCAAACAGGAACUGCUGGAGAGGCAGUCGAGGGGGAGCACAGAGAGCGUCGAAUGGAAACGGAGAGAAAACGACAGGACAAGUGACAUCAGCACCGCUGACGACAGCAUGAAAACAGGCAGAAGCCUGGUGAGUCAGAGCAGCAGUCAGGCAGAGACGCUCGGCCACAGCCUGCAAAACGGCCAAAAACUUCCCCCGAUGCCGACCAAGACUUCCACCCCAGUGAAGAAACAACACGAACCCACAGCAGACAGCAACAAGCCCAGUCGGCCUGCAGGAGACAGGAGGAUUGGUCCCAUUGAUAAUAACAUGAGCCGCAGCUCAUCAAAACUCCCCGCAGCAUGUCCACCACCGCCUCGAGACACAGUGCCUCCAGCACCCAACAGGUCUGUCAGUGGGAAGAAGCUGUGCUCCAGCUGUGGGCAGCCGUUAGGGAAGGGGGCGGCCAUGAUCAUAGAGACUCUCAGUCUCUACUUCCACAUCCAGUGCUUCAAGUGUGGAGUGUGUAAGGGACAGUUAGGCGACACGACCACAGGGACAGACGUCCGGAUCAGAAAUGGCCUCCUCAACUGCCACCAGUGCUACAUCCGCUCCCGCUCGGCGGGACAGCCAACCACGUUGUGACGCUCAACAGAAAAGCACAAGGUUCACGGAAGAAACCCCAUCCUCGAUUUAACCCGAUUAUCUGCAAAUCAUGUCCUUCACAGCGUGUCGGGAUCUUUGCAUUCUCUGCACCUCAGUAACCAAUGAAGAUUCAUCAUGGGGCCAAACAGGGAUCCGGGGACAGUCUUAAAAGAAAAAAACCAACAACAACAACAAAAAAAAAACAUUCUUCGUGUUUAUGUCAUCUGAUGUGAGUGAAAUCUGGAUUUGAUUGGUCCACGUACCACCACAGACUCUUUCAUCAUCAUGCAGCGUGAGAGAAAGAGAGAGAGAGACUGUUCUGGGGUGGCGGCCAUGUUGAAAAGAAAACACAAUAACA
Molecule: messenger RNA, 4475 nt
Organism: Larimichthys crocea (large yellow croaker)
Lineage: Eukaryota; Metazoa; Chordata; Actinopteri; Sciaenidae
Product: LIM and calponin homology domains-containing protein 1
Exons: 29
Coding region: 23-4117 (1364 amino acids)
Biological process (GO): regulation of focal adhesion assembly; positive regulation of stress fiber assembly
Cellular component (GO): stress fiber
Molecular function (GO): myosin II head/neck binding
Source: RefSeq, a predicted model, not a curated record